CCUUCAUUCAUCAGGCCGUUUCCUGAAGCCAUUUCUAGACGAGGGAGACGAGAGUUGCGCUACUUUUUAAUCCGUUGCAUCUGCCUAAAUGCACCAUCUUCAGGACAAAUACUACACAAAAGUCGAUGAAUCAGACUCUCAUCUUCACUUCUGUCUGAUUAUUUUUGUAUCCACUGCGACGGAUUAGCAGCCAUAAGGGCUUGAAAGUACGGAGACAAGAAAGGGGUUACCCCGAGUACGCAAGAUGAGAAGAGGGAUCUCUUCGGCUCCGGACAAAGUGAUUUUAGCGGGGGUCGGGGGCUCUCCUCUGGACAAUAAUAUAAUCUUAACUACUCUGUCGGAUCGUUUAAACCCUGGUCAACCUAACGCUACCUUCUUUCAAAUAAUUACCACCCCACCACCUUGCAACGUAACACAGACAUCAAAUGUGUGUUUAUCUGAACCUCAGAUAAACAACAUUUACACAACUCCGCAACAAGCUGCAGCAAACGGAGCAGGACAACGGCCCGCUCUCGGAAGACCGCCGGCAAAAAGGCGCUUGGCGCUUGAUGAUUCAGACCACCAGUACCAAUCAGAACCAACCAGGACACCAAGAGGCAGAGGAAGUGCUGGGGUGACCAAUGGGGCGAGGAUAAAGACACCUAGAACGCCAAAGUCUCCACCAGAGAAAACGCGGUACGACACUUCCCUGGGCCUGUUAACAAAGAAGUUUGUGGAACUCCUCGCUCAGUCUUCAGAUGGCGUUCUGGACCUCAAUCUUGCCGCUGAAACCUUGCAGGUACAGAAAAGGCGGCUGUAUGACAUCACCAAUGUGCUAGAAGGUAUUCACCUCAUCAAGAAGAAAUCAAAGAACAACAUUCAAUGGAUGGGCUGCAGUCUGUUGGAGGUAGAGGGAGCACUGAGCCAGAGACAGAUACUGACAGCAGAGGUUUCUGCACUGGGAGAAGAAGAGCACAGACUCGAACAACUCAUCCAGAAAUGCAGCCUGGACAUGAGGCAUGUGACGGACUUGCAAAGCAACCAGAAAUAUCCUUUUGAU
Labrus bergylta (ballan wrasse) is the source of this 1039-nucleotide messenger RNA. NCBI's taxonomy places the organism in Eukaryota, Metazoa, Chordata, Actinopteri, Labriformes, Labridae. The record is from RefSeq and is a predicted model, not a curated record.